Moneuplotes crassus is the source of this 826-nucleotide messenger RNA. The record is from the annotation of a GenBank genome assembly. NCBI's taxonomy places the organism in Eukaryota, Ciliophora, Spirotrichea, Euplotida, Euplotidae.
AUGGAAAAUCUUACUGAAGCUAUCGAAGAAGGAAAUAUUAAGAAAAUCAGCCUAGAGAAGUCUGUCCUAUCAAAAACCAAGAAUCAAGGGGUCACCACAUGUCAGAGCAUCCUCUAUAAGGUUCUUCAAGAUGAAGAAAUUGAGCCAUCGGAUCCUGACUCCGAAGAAGUUUCAAGGAGCAGUCAUCUUUACAUCUGGGUGGACGAAAUCUGGGAUGAAAAGCUUUUGAGAAGCUUAAAGUGCCUUAAGGUCUUUGAUAUAGACUGCCUUUAUUUGGAUGAGAUUGGGUCUAAAAAUAGACGUUUAGUUCUAAAUUUCUUACAAUCCUCAUUCCCGACUAGAAUUAAGGACCUCAGUUUUUGGUCCAGUGGCAAAAUGGAUCUGGAAAGGCCCAAUUACUUAAACUCCCUGACCAGACUCAGCUCCAAAGUCGUUCGAGAAGCUUCCUUUAGAGAUUUCAGCAUCGGCCUGCCCCAACUGAAGAGGCUGGUGGCAGCUUUCAGGCAUGUGAGAACUCUGGUAUUGAGAAAUUGCAGACUAUCUAUCCUAAGUGUUCCUGAUUUGUCAAAGGCUCUGAAAAAUUGUCAAAUCCAGAAAAUAGAUUUAUUAGGAUCAGGAAGCUUGAUCAAAAGUGAUUGGGAGAACAACUUCGAUGAGUUCGAGAACUUGGUACAAGGGUUAGCAGGCUCUCCAGAUUUAAGGUUGAGUCUUGAACAAGUAGAUGUCUCUAACUGCGGAGUAACCCAAAACAAAGCUGAACAAGUCUUUGAAGAAAACCAGCUUGGAGGAGUUAACAUAAUUGGUGGAAAAUAAAUUUUGGAUAAAA